AUGUCUGAGCCUUCGCCCGUGCCAGAGCAUCUACUCCGGUCGCAUUCCACCAGUGUCAGAGCGGUUCAUAUAUCCGAAGACAAUGAGAGAUUGUACUCGGGCGACAGCUCUGGUCUUGUCAUAAUAACCUCAACGCGUACUCUCCGUGCUCUGGCGAAGUGGGCAGCACACACGGAUAGCUUGCUGGGCAUAGAGGAAUGGAGCGAACGAGUUAUAACGCAUGCGCGGGACCAUAAACUGCACGUUUGGAAGACCCUCGAAGAUGUACCGCCGACCUCGAAGAUUGGGGGCUCUGCUGUUGUGUCUGAAGCACAGGCUCCCACACUGUGUUACUCAAUGGAUGUCAACGCGCUAAAUUACUGUCGAUUUUCGUUACUGGAAGAGGAUCCUUCGAAUGCCAGGCCAUCUGCUGAACAUCAAUCCCAGUGCCUUAUUGCCCUUCCGAACUUGGUGGAAUCGUCCCUGGCUGAUGUAUGGGUACUUCCAUCCUGCCAGAGAGUGCAUGCUGCGAUCGGCAAACCUCCUACUCAAGGCACUAUGGCCGAUGGACGCGGAGCUGCUGGACUUAUCAUGUCAAUGCACUUAUUCUUCGCGGAGGUCGCGUCGGCGGAGGCUACCUCGUCUACCGCAAAAAUGGAUGAACUCAGGCUUCUGUGUGCCUACGAGAACGGUUCAGUCACCUUACGUCGAUAUGCGGACUCAACCAAUUCCUACUCUAUUGAGGGCCGUGGGUGGGAGAUCAUAUGGACCGCAAAGCUCCACGCUGAAACUAUAAUGUCAAUGCGGGUCUCGCGAGGUAAUUCAUUUGCGCUGUCGACAUCAGCGGACCAUCUUGUUGGUCGCUAUGAUCUCAAGGUGAGGUCUUCGUCUGCCAGUGGUUCUGUUGUCUUCAGGACCAAAUACCCAGGCAACGGCGCAGUUGCUAUUCGCCACGAUGGGCGAGUCUGUGCAAUUGGCGGGUGGGACGGGAAAAUUCGCUUGUAUUCUUCGAAGAGUAUGAAAUCCCUUGGGACGCUCAACUACCACAAGAAGGCCUGCCAAGCAAUUGAGUUCGCUCAUGGUUCCGAGACACUGAUGUCGGGGGAGCCUAUUGCUGAUGAAGACGACGACGGCGAUGAUGACGAUGGAUUCGGUGAUGUCGAGAAAUCUACCAGAAAGCGAUGGUUGAUCGGUGGUAGUGAAGAUGGCCGGUUGUCCAUCUGGGUUCUGAUAGAUUUCACGAGAGGCUGA
This is a messenger RNA of Pleurotus ostreatus (oyster mushroom), 1230 nucleotides long. It is a transcript of the gene ASA1, whose product is annotated as ASTRA complex subunit. The transcript has 8 exons. The coding region runs from base 1 to 1230 and encodes 409 amino acids. NCBI's taxonomy places the organism in Eukaryota, Fungi, Basidiomycota, Agaricomycetes, Agaricales, Pleurotaceae. The record is from RefSeq and is a predicted model, not a curated record. Gene Ontology annotation, molecular function: protein binding.